GUUUCUGCUCUUCUUCUUUCCCGUCCCCUGCAACUUCCCGAAAGCCCCUCCAAGCCGCCAGCACCAGCCUUGAGAAACCUGUAGGAAAAGCUUGGUUUUGCCUUCCUUUUCUUGUUCAAAAACCAAAUUUGGAGCCUUGAAACCUUCCCCCCUCUCUGCAGAAAUUCGGAUCUGCCUUGCUCUGCUCCUCACCGUCGGCUGCUCCUGCUUUGUGGGGGUGAAUUGCUUUGAUUUUCUGAUUGCGUGAAUUGCCCCUACACUUGCCGCCGGCUUCUGCCCCUGCCAAGUCCGGUUCUGCAGCUGGAAAUUCUGGUAUGUUGACAGCUCCUCCAAGCUUGAAAUCUCGUUAAUUGGUUGCUGAAUUUUGUCCAUUUAAUUUGCUGCCUUGUGAUGUCCGAAUUUGGCUGAAAAAUGGGGAUGAAUUUCGGUAACUUAAGUUAUGUUUUAAGCUUGGUUUAGGUAGAGAAAUUAGCUUGAUUAUGGGUGCUGUGAUUUUUGGAGAAAAUCCCGUGAGAAUAGGCUAUGGUUUUGCCAAUUUUGGAAGUUGGAGUACUGUUCAUGCGUGAUUACUGUUCACCGGCACUGUUUAUGGGUACUGUUUACCGGCACUGUUCACGCACUGAUGGCCAACAAUUAACGGGGAUUAAAUGUUUAGUUUGUGAUACAAGAACAAAUGUGGAGAUUGAUAGAAAUAGCAUUGUGAUUAGGGGUAAUCCUAAUGAUGAUUUCAGUUUGAAUUUGUGAUAGUACAGUAUUAAUUCUGGGGUAUUUUGAUUAGGUUCUUGAUCAUUCUGUCAGUUUAGCACUAAGAUCGAGUCUUCGAUUUUAUGCGAAUUGAGCCUGUUUUGUCUCUGAUGUGGUCAUGUUAUUAAUGACCCUGCUAGUGGGGGUUAAACGCUAGCACAUGUCGACAUGUUAGUGAUAAAGCCGGUUUGUACGAGUGACCUUGCUAGUGGGGAUUAUACACCAGCAAAUAGUGUGUCUACCAGUGGGAGGUUUAUAACACUGGCCAUGACCUAUAGAGGAGAUGUCUAUUUCAUUCUCAUAUUGUAUCCGUUUUUCAUGAUUACACUUGUUGGCAUGCUAUAAAUUUAAUUAAGAGCUAUUCAUAUUUUACUUACUGAGUUUAUCUCAUAGUUUUUCCUUGUCCACUAUUUCAGGAAGUGAAACCGAGGACGGGGAAAUCACGGGCAGUGACGAGUUAGAAGGCUAGCCAUAUUGUAAUUGGAUAUGAAAUUUUAGAUAUAAAUCAUGAUUUUGUAAGCUAGAGUGUAUUUGGAGAUUUUAUGAUAUGAGAACCAAUUUUAUAAUUUUUACUUCAGAUUUUGUGAUUUCCUAUUGAAAGACUUGUUGUUGGCCGCCUAUCCCUUGCCCUUUUGGUCUUGAGUCUCCAUCUUCUGUUCCUCCAUAUCUUACUCAAUUAUUUAAGCUAUGGCUAAGACUUCAUCAUAGGUCUUUAGCAUUUAAGGAACCACCUUGUUCCCAAUGGAAGCUUUCAACCCUUUUUGAAACUUCCUUGCCUUCCUAGCUUCAUCAUUAACAAAGUAAGGAGCAAACUUCAGAAGAGAAUUGAACUUAGCUUGAUAUUCAUCAACAAUCAUGUCAUCUUGCUUCAAGUUCAUAAACUCUAGUUCUUUCCUCUCUAAAAUAGCUUCAGAAAAAUAUUUUUGAUAAAAGGCCCAAACAAACUUGUCCCAUUUGAUCUCCUCCCCUGUCUUAGUGAACCCAUCUUGAACACCUAUCCACCAAUCAUUAGCUUCACCCUCUAAUUAAUGUGAAUAUUGCCAACUCCACUUUUUGCUCAUCAGUACACUUCAAGAGCUUGAACAUCUUUUCUAGUUUUUUAACCUAAGACUCAGCCACAUUGGGAUUAGGAACUCCCUUGAAGUUGGACCCGAUUUUGCUCUUCUUCUCGCUGCAGCGACCCGAGGAAAAAAAAAAAGGGAAACCCAACCAUGCUUGGAAAAUUGGUAAGGAAGCUUGGUAUUUUCCCCUUCCUUUCUUGUUCUAGAACCCAUAAAGAACCCAGAAAUUUUCCCUCCCUCUCUGCAGAAACCGGAUCUGCUCUGCUUUGCUCUGUCCGCCGGCUGCUCUUGUUGUGGGGGCGAAUUGCUUGGGUUUUGGGUAAGAAACAGCCAUUAAAUCCCUUUGUUUUUCCUUGAAGUGGUUUGGGUUUACUUUAAUUGCUCUUGUUCCUCCAAUUUUUGGGUAAAUCCGUGAGUUUCUCCCCUGCACUGCCGCCGGCUUCUUCCCUUGCCAAGUCCGGUUCUGCAACUGGAAAAUUUAUGGUUCCCGAUCGUUCUGUCAGUUAGUGUGUGAAUUGAGUGCUCGGUUUUAUGCAAGUGAGGUAAGUAAAUUUAUGGUAAUGCCCGUACUGUUUUAAAAGCAUGUUUUGAUUUGUUUUGAAACUUGUUACAUGAAUAGAAUUUUUGUGUGCUCUUUUGCCACAAUUGUGAAAUCUGAGGAGUUGUAGAGAUCUUUUGUUAUUGACUCUGUUUGUCUCUACAGCAUAGCUGGUUGAGAAAUUUGUUGUUUGUCACAUGACUAGUGGAGGAUGGGCAACCCUCUACUUUGUAAGAGAUUCAAGGCUAUUUUAGCAAGUGUUGUGUGUUUUCUAGCUGUGUUUUAGGAGCUGGAUUGCUUGGUAAUUCCGUUGCUCCUUAUCUUCUGAAAGUCUUAUAGUGAAGUUUCACUUUUUUUCAUUUGGAACUUCAUGGUCUUUUCAUGUGGCUCAUUUUUCUAUAUUGGUUAAUCAAGAGCAGUGAUCAUU
Rubroshorea leprosula is the source of this 2770-nucleotide messenger RNA. Lineage: Eukaryota; Viridiplantae; Streptophyta; Magnoliopsida; Malvales; Dipterocarpaceae. The record is from the annotation of a GenBank genome assembly.